This is a messenger RNA of Pocillopora verrucosa, 2953 nucleotides long. NCBI's taxonomy places the organism in Eukaryota, Metazoa, Cnidaria, Anthozoa, Scleractinia, Pocilloporidae. The record is from RefSeq and is a predicted model, not a curated record.
AUGGCGAAAGGUAGAAAGAAUAGACAACAUUUGAAACAACGGCGGGUAAAGAACGAUUUUAAAAAGAAAUUGAAAGGCCAAAAGCGAAACCAUAAAGAGAUUGUAGGAUCACAUUCGAACGAUACAGAACAUGACGAUGGGAUUCUUGUGAAGAAACCGAAGAAGGAUUCUAGCACUACUGAGACUAAUGAAAUAGACAGUUCAGAUAGUGAACAGGAUGUUGGCAAUCUCUAUCUGGAGCUGGUCAACUCACUUGGUGCAGGUCCUGGAUCAUAUGGAGAGGAGUUGAAAGAGAAAUGGAAAGAUGAUGAGAGUGACAAAAAUGAUGAGGAAGAAAUUGAAGAGGAAAUGGUGCAAACUGAAAGUGAGGAUGAAGUUAAGGAGGCCAAUAAACAAGUGAAUGGAGAUGCAGAAGCUGUUCAAAAACUUCAGGAAGAUAGUGAAGGUGAUAAUGUCAGCAAGGAUGUUGAUGAUGAUGAAAAUGGCACUGAUGAACCUGAAAACAUGGCUGAUGACUACAGAACAGAAGGUGCUGCAAGAGAAGAAAUCGAAGAUGGAGAGGAAAAAGAUGAAAGCAGUGAUACCGAUGAAAAAGAAGGAAAAACAUCAGUAGGAUCCCAAGACCCAUUUACAGUGCAUUUUGAACAAGAUCUUUCUGAAACAACAGAGAAGCAACUCAGUGAUCUCAGAACUUGGAAACAGACAACAAGAAAAAUUCCUUUAUUUGGUAAUGUUACAGAAAUUAUUCCAGGAGCUGAAGGCUUACCCACAUUACAUACAAACAUAGAAAAGGAACUUACAUUUGCUGAUUUGAAGAUAAAGUCAAGACUUGCUCAUGCAUGGCAGGCAAUCAAUCAAAUACCUAACUCUGAAGGGUUGUUUACUCCACUACAGCAAGAUCUUUUUUACCAUAUCCACUCAUACAAGGAUGUUUAUUACUCAAGCCGCACCUUCCAGAAUGGUGAUGAAAUAAGAAGGAUGUAUUGUCUACAUGCUGUUAAUCACAUCUUGAAGACGCGGUCAAGAGUGAUGAAGAAUACUGCAAAAAUUGUUCAGUCUUGGAAAGACAAAAAAGAAAUUGGUGAACUCCGUGAUCAAGGACUUACAAGACCCAAGAUUUUGAUCCUAGUUCCUUUCCGUGAUGCAGCGUUAAAGGUGGUGGAGGUUAUCAUGCACCUUAUCUGUCCAGAGGAAGGUGGUCAAGUUAUGAACAAGAAACGAUUCUACGAGGAGUUUGGGGAGACAGAGGACUCGAGCAGUUCAAAGGAAAACAGGCCAGAAGAUUUUAAACAGAUGUUUGCAGGGAACAUUGAUGACUGCUUUAGGAUUGGAAUUUCAGUUAUGAAAAAAUGUGUGAAGUUGUAUGCCAAGUUUUACUCAUCAGAUAUUAUUGUAGCGUCGCCUCUUGGACUAAGGACAAUCAUUGGAAGUGCAGGAGAAAAGUCCCAUGAAUAUGAUUUCCUUUCAUCCAUUGAAGUUAUUAUUGCUGAUCAAACAGAUGUCUUCCUCAUGCAAAACUGGGAACAUGUUCAGCACGUCUUUGAGCAUCUCCAUCAGCAACCAAAAGACUCGCAUGAUGUUGACUUUUCUCGUGUGAGAAUGUGGUGUCUGAAUGGAUGGUCGAAGUAUUACAGACAGACCCUCAUAUUCAGCAGUUUCGUGUCACCUGAAAUGAACUCUCUGUUUAACAGACAAUGUUUCAAUUUUGCUGGUAAGGUGAAAGUUUGUUCAACUGAUGUACCAGGUUCUAUUUGUCAAGUGGCCGUCCAGGUUCCCCAGACCUUCCAUCGUUUUGACUGCUCAAAUUUUUCAGAAGCCGCCAACAAGAGAUUCCAAAUCUUUAUAGAUAAGGUUUUACCCGAUUUCAAGGGUUCCCUUAUGGGCCACACAGCAAUCUUUGUUCCAUCGUACUUUGACUUUGUGCGUCUGCGAAAUUACUUCAAACGUGAAGGCAUAGACUGUGCGCAGAUUUCAGAAUACUCACAACCGAAAGAGAUACAGAGAGCCCGGACGCACUUUCAACAAGGAAAGAGACCGUUUCUUUUGUUUACGGAAAGAUUCUACUUCUUCUACAGGUAUCGCAUUCGAGGAGUCAGGAAUAUCAUUUUCUACGAACUCCCGCACUACUCUACGUUCUACACGGAGAUUCUAAAUUUCAUGGAUACAAGGAGCAAUCGGUUGAAGCCUCAGAUGAAUCCUGUUAAUUGUACUGUGUUAUACACAAAGUCUAAUGCGCUGCGUCUGGCUAGAGUGGUGGGUUCGCGACGCUGUAGUCGCAUGAUCUCCUCUGAAAGCCAGGUUCAUAUGCUUGUUACUGGUGACGAGGAUGAAUGAAUGGUUGCUCAUGCGUGUUAGAGCGACGAAGGAAAACACCCCAAGGGGCCAAUAGAGCGCAAUUUGAGAACAAGCAAGCAUCUUGCUACACCCAAUUGUACACGCGACCUAGACUGAUCCCCACGUGAUUCCAGAUAUAAGUGCAAGAGGGCUGCCUUAACGUACGGUGAUUCGUGGUGAGGUAACACAUUUGCAAAUGCGAGCAGAAAUGCUGUUUGGACUUGCGCAAUGGCCCAAGAUUGUACUAUCAUGGAGGAAGCUAAUGCGAUCAUAUUUCAGCAGACUCAGAAAAUGAAAUUAUCAAUAUGCAACAAAAUAUUUUAAUUCGAAACUUUUCCAGUGUUAAAAAACUUUACGCAAGUGUCUUGUCGUCUAUAACGAAAUACGAAAGUUCUUACGAAUCUGUUUGUGUUAACUAACAGAACUUCGUGUGACGUUCCCUUCGAAACAAACAUCUAUCACCCAUACGAACACUGGUACAUCAUCGAAGGUAACAUUGCACAACUCGAUCAAACGUUUAAUCAGAUAAACUAGUUUUACCAUACAAACAAUCGAUUAAUCAUUAGUCAACGAGUCAGUCAAUCAUUCGAUCGGUAGGUCAAUGACUCACUGACUCAGU